Molecule: messenger RNA, 312 nt
Organism: Aaosphaeria arxii CBS 175.79
Lineage: Eukaryota; Fungi; Ascomycota; Dothideomycetes; Pleosporales
Exons: 2
Coding region: 1-312 (103 amino acids)
Source: RefSeq, a predicted model, not a curated record
AUGUUUCGGGCUACGUCUCGUCUGCUCAACAGCAGCCGCAUAACCCUCUUCACACGCGUCAAUUGUUCACUUUGCGACACCGCAAAGUCAGUCGUCGGAAACGUGAAAACCAACCGACCAUUCGCAUACCAGGAAAUCGAUGUGAUGCAACCGGGCCAAGAGAAGUGGAAGUCGGUCUAUGAAUUCGACACGCCGGUGAUCCACGUCGAGAAAAUUGAUGUCGGGGAAACCUCAGCGUCGGCUUUGAAACUGAUGCAUAGGUUCAUGGAAGAGGAUGUUUCGAAGCUUCUGGAUGAUGUCGAACGUUCGUGA